CCCUAAACAAAAGACACUUUUAUAUAAACUCCUACGGAUAUUCAUCUAUCUAUCGACGCUGUGUCUGGGCGUUUUCAGAGCCAAAACAAAAGCAAACCACCGCCGUCGACUUCCAGGUCCUCAACCUCAAUCCAUCCUCUCCGAUUCUCCGCCUUCAGGAGGCUGCUGACAGUUCAUAAUGAGGGGAAGGAGUUACAGUCCAUCACCACCACCGAGGGGAGGAUAUGGUAGGAGGGGACAACGAAGUCCUAGCCCCAGGGGUCGCUAUAGCGGUGGUCGAGGUAGCAGCAGAGAUCUUCCUACAAGCCUUCUAGUUCGCAACCUUCGCCAUGAUUGCAGGCCAGAAGAUCUCCGCAGGCCAUUUGGGCAGUUUGGUGUGCUUAAGGACAUCUACCUGCCAAAGGAUUACUAUACUGGGGAGCCUCGUGGUUUUGGUUUUGUCCAGUUUGUUGAACCUUCCGAUGCUGAAGAGGCUAAAUAUCAAAUGGAUGGUCAGCUUCUUCUUGGUCGGGAGAUAACUGUUGUGUUUGCAGAGGAGAACAGGAAGAAGCCAUCUGAUAUGAGGCAUAGGGAGCGUCCAAGCUCCCGGACUACUAGUCGAUAUCGUGAUCGAAGACGGUCUCCUCCUCGCUAUUCACUCUCUCCACCUCCACGCCGUGCAAGAUCUCGGUCUCACAGCCAUGAUUAUUAUUCUCCUCCAAAACGAAGGGAUUAUUCCAGAUCUGUCUCACCCCAAGAGAGAAGGUACAGCAGAGAGAAGUCGUUUUCUCGAUCUCCUCCACCAUAUGAGGGGUCAAGGAGCCGUAGUCAGAGCCCAGUUAGGGGUCCAAGCCGGAGCAGAAGCAGAAGCCAUAGUCCAAGGCGGAGCAUAAGAAGAAGCCGAAGCCCUAUCAAUGAAGAUUACCCAAGGGAACCAAAUGGAGACAGAUCUCCUAGUCCAUGAAACCUAGAAAGAUAAUUGCUCUCUUAAGCUAGCGGAAAGUGACUUGUUAUGCCAUCUGUUGGAUUUCGUUUAGUAUUUUGGUCAGUCCGAUGUUGAUGCUACUGUUUGAUGAGGUGACUUUGGUCGUUUUUCGGAUUAAGAUAUGUAGGUUUAUGCCUUUGUUUGAAUGGCAUGUAUUAUGACAGAAUUUCUGAACUUUCUUAUCAUCGCUUGCGAUUUUGUUCCA
Malus domestica (apple) is the source of this 1169-nucleotide messenger RNA. Its product is annotated as serine/arginine-rich SC35-like splicing factor SCL30A. The record is from RefSeq and is a predicted model, not a curated record. Gene Ontology annotation, biological process: mRNA splicing, via spliceosome. Gene Ontology annotation, cellular component: nuclear speck; cytoplasm. Gene Ontology annotation, molecular function: RNA binding. NCBI's taxonomy places the organism in Eukaryota, Viridiplantae, Streptophyta, Magnoliopsida, Rosales, Rosaceae.